CUGAUUUUCUCUCUGGACUUCUGUGUGGCAGAGAGUGAGUGAGUGAUUUCAGAAGGUAGCACAACUUCACUUUCCAUUUUGAGAGUCAGAACUGUUCCUUUUACUUUCUCUCUGAUGAACACACACACACACACACACACGGAGUGUCACUAAGAACAGAGGUCACUCCAUGUCAGAGUGGGAGCGGUUACGCCUUCUAAGCUCACAUUUCCCGGUUCCCUCCCCCUCACACCAGCAGUUUGACAGUGGGAGGAGGAGGAACCAACAUGUGGGGAAGAGCCAGAGCUGACAGGCUCCGCCCACUGCUGCAUCACAUGUUGUUGAGAUCAGAGCUUAAACUGGCUCCAGUUAUGAGGAAGAGGAAGUAAAAGUCAGAGACAGUCGUGGUGACAGAGCGGUGAAAUGGCAGGAGUUCAGCUGCAGAGAGAAACCUUGUCUUGUUCCAUCUGUUUGGAUCUUCUGAAGGAUCCGGUGGCUCUUACCUGUGGACACAGCUUCUGUAUGAACUGUAUUAAAGACCACUGGGACUCAGAGGAUGAGAGGAGGAGCUACAGCUGCCCUCAGUGUAGAAAGAUCUUUAUGCCGAGGCCUGAACUGUUAAAAAACGUCAUGUUAGCAGAUUUAGUGGAGGAGCUGAAGAAGACUGGACUCCACGCUGCUCCUGCUGAUCACUGCUAUGCUGGAGCUGAAGAUGUGGCCUGUGAUGUCUGCACUGGCAGGAAACUGAAAGCUCUCAAGUCCUGUUUGGUUUGUUUGGCCUCUUACUGUGAGGAACAUCUCCAGCCUCAUCAUCAAGCACCUGCAUUUAAGAAGCACAAGCUGGUGGAGCCGUCCAAGAACCUCCAGGAGAACAUCUGUCCUCUUCACGAUGAGGUGAUGAAGAUGUUCUGCCGCACUGAUCAGCAGUGCAUCUGUUAUCUCUGCUCUCUGUACGAACAUAAAGACCACGACACGGUCUCAGCUGCAGCAGAGAGGAAGCAGAAGCAGAGAGAGCUGGAUCUGAGUCGAGAAGAAGUCCAGCAGAGAGUCCAGGACAUAGACAGAGACGUGAAGGUGCUUCAACAGGAGGAGGAGGCUCUCACUCUCUCUGCUGAUAAAGCUGUGAAGGACACAGACGAGAGCUUCACUGAGAUGAUGCGUCUCCUGCAGAGAAGAAGCUCUGACGUGAAGCAGCAGAUCAGAUCCAAGCAGGAAACCGAGGUGAGACGAGUCAAAGAUCUUCAGGAGAAACUUCAGCAGGAGCUCACUAAGCUGAAGAAGAGAGAAGCUGAACUGAAGCAGCUCUCACUCACACAAGACCACAACCAGUUUCUCCUCAACUACCGCUCACUGUCAGCACUCAGUCCAUCGACACACUCGUCCACCGUCCACGUCCGUCCUCUGAGACACUUUGAGGACGUGACAGAGGCUGUGGCAGAGGUCAGAGGUCAACUGCAAGACGUCCUGACCGAGACGUGGACAAACGUCUCACUGGCUGUGGCUCAAGUAGAUGUUUUACUGACAGAACCAGAACCAGAGACCAGAGCUGAAUUCCUCAGAUAUUCACAGGAAAUCAAACUGGAUCCAAACACAGUUCACACACGUCUGUUAUUAUCUGAGGGAAACAGAGAAGUGACAGUAACGUGGGUAAAUCAGUCUUAUCCUCAUCACACAGACAGAUUCACUUAUGUGGGUCAGGUGAUGAGUAAACAGAGGCUGACUGGACGUUGUUACUGGGAGGUGGAGUGGAGCGGAGGAGUUUGUGUAGCAGUGACGUACAAGAACAUCAGCAGAUCAGGUUCAGAUGAAAGUAGAUUUGGAUUCAAUGACAAAUCUUGGGCUUUAGAUUGUCACCACAACAGUUGUGAGUUUGUUCACAACAGAAUCAGGACUAAAGUCUCAGAUGUUAAAGUCUCCAGACUCGGAGUUUACCUGGACCACAGAGCAGGUCUUCUGUCCUUCUACAGAGUCUCUGACACCAUGACUCUGCUCCACAGAGUCCAGACCACGUUCACUCAGCCUCUCUAUGCUGGAGUCUGGCUUUAUUCUCUUUUUCAUGAAAAAUCCACAGCUAAGUUGUGUAAACUCAAAUAGACUUGAGUUCUUUCAGGAGCAGUGAGUUAAACUCUGUGUUUAAAUCUUUAACUUCUCUGCGACAACAAGAACAUCAACAAGGUUUUCAGUUUAAAUUCCUCAAAUCUCUUGUUUCCUGAGUCUUCAUUUAGUUUUAAACACUUUAAAACAGAACAAAGUGAACUUUAGCUUCUAUAAAUCCUUGAUUUUAUCUCACUCUGGCCUUUGCAUGCUUCUGUGUUAUUAUCACUGCUGUGUGUGUGACACGGACGCCACAGAUUAUUCUUAAUCUGUGUGUGUGUUAAUAAAGGCAUCAUCCAGGCCUGUGGCUGCAGGUUAUAUUAUGUUAUACAAUCAAUAUUUCUUCCAAUUUAUCUGAAUGUCCUCCUGCUCUGAGGAUGUUCAUAAAUGCACGUGGGUCAAGUUAAUUUCAACAAAAGUUUUUUUAGCACAGAAUUUUGCUGAAUAGCUUAUUUGAAGUUAGUGAUGGAGGCAGCAGUGGAUCAACAACUCCUGUGUGC
This is a messenger RNA of Solea senegalensis (Senegalese sole), 2573 nucleotides long. Its product is annotated as E3 ubiquitin/ISG15 ligase TRIM25-like. The transcript is spliced from 2 exons. The record is from RefSeq and is a predicted model, not a curated record. Lineage: Eukaryota; Metazoa; Chordata; Actinopteri; Pleuronectiformes; Soleidae. Gene Ontology annotation, molecular function: protein binding; zinc ion binding. Bases 403 to 2073 code for a protein of 556 amino acids.